AUGGGAGAUCUGGACGGUACUGCUCAGUGUCUGACAGGAGUGGAAAAUGAGAAAGAGGAGCUUCAUAAUCUUACCACACUUCUGCAGAAGUCUUUAGAGGAGUUAUCCCAAGAAAAAAAGCGUACCCUCGCGCUUCUGCGAGAAAGAGGACAGGAUGUGGCUGAAACAGGAAGUGAUCGGCUGGCUUCUUUAGACUCUCAGAAUCCAGAGGUGCAGCUUCAGGGCAACCUGCGGGAAAUCGAGGAGCAGAUGAGGAGCCUGCUUAAAGAGAAAGAACAGGCAGAAGAAAGGUGA
Molecule: messenger RNA, 294 nt
Organism: Sinocyclocheilus rhinocerous
Lineage: Eukaryota; Metazoa; Chordata; Actinopteri; Cypriniformes; Cyprinidae
Product: pleckstrin homology domain-containing family D member 1-like
Exons: 3
Coding region: 1-294 (97 amino acids)
Source: RefSeq, a predicted model, not a curated record